GUUUGUUUACCGUAGACAGUUCUUUCAGUUUUAGCCUUUUUUCCACCAAAUCUUUUAAAAUGGAUAAACCCCGUGAUAAAGUGUUUCGCCGUAAAGAUAGUAUAACCAGGAUACCUAAAGUGUACGAAAAUGGACGCAAGGAUGUACCCCGUCCUAGGAGUAGAAGUGUUUUUACAAGUUCUCAUGCUAAUGACGACCUUCCUACCAGAGAUAUUGUAAGGUACGAGGGGCAAACUUCUCGCCCCCUGUACGUUCCGAAACCCAUUACCGUGAAAAAUUACUUUUCUGAAGAAUACAAUGAUGCUUACACGGACGAUGGCUAUUCUGGUGGUACCAUAAUUUCACCACAAGGAAUUAUCACCAUGCAUCUACGUGAAUAUAUCAGAGUUGAUUUGUCGCUUGAUCGCGCUAUUCGUAUUUCAAAUGCAAAAAAUGGUAUAGUUUUGGCUUUGAGCGCCAGUGGCAGUUCUUCUGGUCUAAUCCACCCCAAUGGAAGGGUGUACCAAUAUGGAUCUAGGGUAGAAAUCAUGGCCAAUGAUAACCACGGAAAUAAUAAGUUUGCAAAAAUGUGGUAUAAAGGAGUAAGCUUUACCAGCGUUCAAUGUGCUUUGGUGUACUUAGUAGAUUCUGCUGGUACUAGAACUACCACCGACACUUUUAACGAUUUGACUCACGAUUUUACUCUCAAUAUAUUUUAUGAAGACUCACCAUAUUCUUACCUUGACACUCCGAACACAACACAUACCACUCAUUUGGUAAAUGAAGCCAUGAAUGUACUUCAAGCUACCAACUGCUGGAUGACAGAAGAUGGAACCACCAAUUGGAUUAUUAACAAUGUUAGGAUUUCUCAAACUGCCGAUGGACUUGUCAGAGUUGGAAGAAAUAGCAACAAAUUUUCUCUAAGGACUUCUCCUACCAAUGGCUCAGCAUCGGUGUCCUCUCCCUAUAUGCACUGCACAGGCUCGAUGGGACAAACACGCCAUCUGUUCGUUAGGCGCGGUGAGCGCCGUAUGCACUAUGACGGAUCAACUUUUAUUGUCCGAAACGCCGGACAUUCUGCCGGAUUCGACGAAAAGCACCAGCUAAAAGUUUACUAGUUCUUCAUUUCGUUACAAUGGCUGGUUUCAAAUUUUUUCUCAUUGAUGGGGAAUCUCCAGUCAUUCUUUAGUUGAUUAUUGUGUUCAGAAGAAUUUUGCUAUUAGUUUAUAAAAAUUUCAGUAUCUAUUUCAUUGUGUGAUGGAAUUUGGCUCAAGGGUUUUUAUUUUUAAAGUGGAUUUAUAAAGCCGUUAUAAAAUAAUCCAGGAGUUCGUAAGAGAGCAACUUAUAAAAUUGAUCAAAGUUAGUAUCUUUCUACGAAUAUACUUCUAAAAUAAUACCAUUGACGUACAUUCGGAUAUUAGUCAGUUCUUUGCCAUCAAUAAAAUAGUGCUUUUUAGUAGUAAAUACAUAGUUUUAGUACAAGUUAUUAGAUAUGAACAUGCGAAGUGGAUUUCUAAGCGAUUUCUUCCAUCGUAUAUAUUUGUCAUAUCUCUCUCGAUGGAUCUGGCCUAUCAAAGACCAACACGUCAUUUAAUUAAUUUCAAAAUUGAUAUACGCAUUAUAUAAUAAUAACUAUUUCAGGCAAUCUAUUGUAUUUUUUAGAGGUUACAUAGCUAUCACGAGUCAAUAUAUUUUCGUCUUUUUUUUAAUCUAGAUUAUGCAUACAUUUUAUAGCUAUAUGACCUCUAAAAGCCCCAAUCUUCAAGUCAGAAAAAAGUUUUAGUUUUGAAUUUUUCUCAAUUCUAUCUUUAAAUGAUAUAAAAUAGGAUUACUAUCUACAAUGAUCGUGAACUGAAGGUUUAUGGUUUCAUUCAGGAUCAAGGAGCAGGAUCAGGAUCAAAGCUUCAAGGAUUCUUUUGACAGGUUAAUUGGUACACUAGAUUUUGCUAAAUUACUAGGUGAUCAUCUUUGGAUAUUAUCUGGUUAUAUAACAGUUAAAUUUACUAAUUGAUGUAUUGUGUUUUUAUAUAUUUGCCUUAGUUCUAGUAUUUGCUAAUUCUUAGUUUACCCAUCAUCAUAACCAUUACGCAAUCUUCGCGUAUACAUCGCUGAACAUAGAUCUCCCUCAUAACUUUCCAUCUUUUUUAGUCCUGUGUCGCUUGCAUCCAGUUUUUGGAAAUGAUCUAUAUGUUCAGUCAUUCGUGUGCGUGGACGGUCUUUCUUUUGGUACGCAACAUCGCACGUUGCACUUUGACUUACUCUCACUUUCUACCGUGUCAUGGUCAGGGUUUCCGCUGUAGCUGAACACUGUUAAGACAGAAUUGACAGAAUUUAAUUCUUUUCAGAUUCGAAAACAUAGGUCAACUUUCCGAAAAGAAGUCAGUCUUAUACAACAAACAAAUGCUAUGGUUGUUAUUUCUUAUCGUUUUUAUUUCUUAUCGUAAGAUAUUUAUAUCUAUAGAUAUUGAUAUAAUUCUAAUUAUUUUCUAAUAGUUUCGUGAUGUAUUUUUGUAAAAACCCCGUCUAUUUGGCUUAUUCAAUUAGCUUUUAUUUAGUAGAAAUUUUACUUGCAUACAUUUAAUUUACAGCAGUGUUAAAAUGCUGUUAGCUCUGCUCGGUCCCUUAGAUUAACGAAAUAGUUAAUUUCGGUUUCGUUAAUCUAAGCUCGGGACUUACUGUUCAUCUGGAAGUGCUGCUAAGUACUUAUCUACAGCCGCGUUGACUUCUUGAUUUGACGAAAAGAGCUGACUAGUGAGGGAUACCUUUAGAUUUGAGAAUAGAUGAAAGUCCGAGGGUGCCAAAUCUGGAAAUAUUGGCAAUUGGCGGAUGUAUUGUCUCGAUGUGGAAAAACAUAUCUUUUUUUCUUUAAAUCUUUAUUGCGUUCACGAAUGUUUGCAUCCAUCUUCAAUAAAUAUUGAGGGUAAUAUUCUCGGUUUAUUGUUUUAUUAAUAAAUAGAACCAAACCAAACAGUUUUUUAUAAAACAAUUAUUUUCCCAUCCUCUGUUCACAUUUGCUGUACUUUUCCAAUUUUUCCGCAAAUACCGGGAAUGUGAUGUUGUCGACUUUAAAGAAGUCUUAACUGCCAAGGAAGAUAAUUUUAUAAACGUUCAGUUUCUUUCCACAAAUAAUAACCAUUCCUGGAUCUGGAAAUUCAUACUGCCUUAAUAGUAAUUCACUAAUUUUUUCUUUACUAAUGUCUUUUUCUUUAUUUAAAGCUAAUUUUUUAGUAACAUUUACUAUACUAUGCUUUCCAUCCGUAGAUGUUAACACUUUUACAUGAAUUUUUGGACCCAAAAACCUGGAAUCUGAAGUAACGAGAAUCAUGAGUUUCAUUAGGUGCUAAUGCAACUUCCAACAAAAACAGAUUUUUUUCGUAAAAUAUGAACGUGUUAGUCAGACAUAAUAGCAUUGAAAUGCCGGUUAUUGAUGGUUAUAAAGUACUUUACAUUUUAUUACAUAGUUUAAAUACAAUUUUUGAAAAUAGUUGGAGGACUGUCUAGACUAACAAUAAAGCCUCAACAUUUAACUAUCAUUAUUGGUGUUGAAGAAUAUUUAUUGGUGGAUUUGGCUAACCUCGUAUAUUGGUGUUUAGGUCUUAAUAUUCCGUAGUUAACGUUAGUUUCUAUGACUAUAAAGAUAAUUGAAAAAAGCAUGAAGAGAAGUUACAGCAAAUCGUAGAAUUCAGAAAAUUGGAAAAUAUCAACAUAAUUUGGCACACCCAUGUAAAACAUCGACAUAAAAAUAGAUUUUUGGGUCUAAAAAUUCAUGUAAAAGUGUUAAUAUCUGCGGAUGAAAAGCAAAGUAGAGUAAAUGUUACUAAAAAAUUAGCUUUAAAUAAAGAAAAAGACAUUAGUAAAGAAAAAAUAGUUAAUUACUAUUAAGGCAGUAUGAAUUUGAAGAUCCAGAAAUGGCUAUUAUUUGUGGAAAGAAACUGAACAUAUUAUCUUCCUUGGCAGUUAAGACUAAUAGAAUUAUUUAAAGUCAACAAAGUCAACAUUACAUUUUCAGUGUUUGUGGAAAAAUUGGAAAAGUACAGCAAAUGUGAACAGAAGGUGGGAGGAAUAAUUCUCAGUUUAUGGUUUUACCAUGAUAGUUAAUCCCCAUCUUCUUCACCAUUACAUAGUCCCACCUCUUUCUUAAUUAAAAAUUCCUCUGAUUCUCUAGUUUAGUGUCAUGGUUAUUUCGAUGUUGCACUCUACUUAUGAUAUUUUACCUGAUGUCUUUCGUGUAUGGUCCUUAUUACUCGUAACGAUUUUUAUGUUUCAUACACAUUCUUUAUUGGACUUCUUAGUACAUGGUUUAGUUUUUCAGAAUGUCCACAUUUCAUGUGUUUUUGUCUCAAUAGAUAUGUUAUGCUGGAAGAUAAAUUUAAACAAUUGGGUUAUACUUAUUGCCACAAAAUACCAUCAUUGGUAAGAAUUCGGUUAAAUACAAUCAAUGAUAUAAUAAACAUAUUGUUAAAUUCGAAAGAUUAUAUUCAAAAUAUUUUUUUUAAAUAUCAAGAACAUAUAUUUUUCAAAACCAAAUUGUUUUUAAAUGUAUUUUACAUUUCGCUGCUAUUCAUGCAGCUAAACUAAGAACAAAAAUAUUCUCGAUGGUAAUAAAUGAUAUUAUAAAAUGAAGACUACGAUUAGAUGUAAGAUUUAAAUGAGACAAUCUGAUAAUUUACUUUGAUCAUUGUGUAAACUUCAUAUAAACGACUUUGAUAAACAAAGUAAAUACGAGACUUACCCUUGAGCCAAACAAAAAUAAUUUUAUAAAAGUAAUAUUUAUCCCAAAGACCUCUCGUAUUCUUUUCGUUAAAUUGAUGUUUUUUGAUUAAACGAUAAAUAUACGAAAGGUAGCGAUUUUUUACCUUUACAAAAAGUGUAUGUAACAUCAAUUUGGUAGCAAAAUUAUGGAAGGUGUCAGCUUUAUUUAAGUUUGCUGUUUUUACCUGUGAUACCAAAUUUCAUGACGAAAUAAAAGCGUUUGAAAUUUGUAAAUAAAUAAUGAUGAAUAU
Messenger RNA from Diabrotica balteata, 4982 nucleotides. Lineage: Eukaryota; Metazoa; Arthropoda; Insecta; Coleoptera; Chrysomelidae. The record is from the annotation of a GenBank genome assembly.